This is a messenger RNA of Cooperia oncophora, 300 nucleotides long. The record is from the annotation of a GenBank genome assembly. NCBI's taxonomy places the organism in Eukaryota, Metazoa, Nematoda, Chromadorea, Rhabditida, Trichostrongylidae.
AUGGAAACGGAACCCCGAAAAUUACUGAGAAUUGAAGAAAUCAGUUUCAAGUACUACACGAAGAAAAGAGGACAGCUGCAUGGUAUAUAUUUUUCGGGACAAGACGUGCAACAGCUCAUCUCCACUGCAAAGGACACUCUGACAGGUGAUUCAAUGAUCGAAGAAGUUAAAGGAAGAAACGUUCCGCCGUCAAUGAGUGAAGAAACAGUGGAGCACAAGCGCGAGCAUCAGCAUGAGCAGGAACGUGUUGCGGAAUCAGAAGGAGACAACCGCAACACGCACCAGCAGCAUGAAAACUGA